UGUGUUUGGUGUCCGUUUGGUGUCUGUUUGUUUUGAGGCGAGGGCUUCGUUGAAACCUGCAGCGCAGCAGCAGCCAGCAGCCAUGCCUCGAGUGGUUCCAGACCAGAAGAACAAGUACGAGACGGACGAGUUGUUCAAGAAGCUAUCACAGGAUGUGGACGUGAGCUGUACCGACGUCUGCAUGCGCCUAGAAAUGUCGCAAUAUGCAUGCGCCCCUGAAACAAGUGUGUGUGUGUGUGUGUGCAGGUCAAGUACACGGGGUACAGGGACAGGCCAGUGGAGGAGAGGAGGAGGAGGUUCCUGGAGGAUCUGCAGGAGGGACACUCUGUCAUUACCUUCAUUGCCACUGGGGCGAACCUCAACCUUCAGUUCUGUGGGAGUGCCUUGCAGGAUGAGAACCACCCAACUGCAGACCGUCAAAGGACACAGUUGACUUGGAGAGCGAGCCUGGGAAGGCCCAUCUGUGCAGUCCGAUAAUCUUCAAUGGAGUGUGUGUCAGCUGGGUGGGGUGUAUGGACAUGGAGACCUUGACUGGGAAAGCCAGACUAGCCUUCAACGAUGAGAUGGCCAAAUUGGAGGACGAGGUAAUGAGGAAGGUGGUGAAGGAGACACAGGACAGAGUGAGAUUGUUUGAAGAGAAACAGCGACGCUGGCAGGAACAGCAGCUGCCUGCUACCCAGUGACAAUACCCACUCCAAUUGGAGCCACCCAUCAUUGAUCAAUCAUUCUCACCCUUUUUUGCUGGUUUUUCAUUAAAAAUUCACUUUG
Geodia barretti is the source of this 768-nucleotide messenger RNA. The record is from the annotation of a GenBank genome assembly. NCBI's taxonomy places the organism in Eukaryota, Metazoa, Porifera, Demospongiae, Tetractinellida, Geodiidae.